AUGCCUAAAGCUCCCCGGGUAUCUAUGACGAAAUCCCCUCGCAAGACGAAGGCUAGUGUCAACGAGGAUGCCAAUAUCGCCGUAGAGGCGUUCAAGAGCUUGGUUGUGGCGAAUAGUUUCACUCAGGCGAUUGCCUCCUCUAGUGCGAAGGGAGAGAAACACACAUUCAAGACCGGGCAAUUUGCUCGUUUCUUGGGAGCUCCUCUCAUGAACCUUUCUCGGUCGAUCGAGCCGUGGGAGUGGUGGGUAGGCCAGAUAAUCGACAUUCGCCGCGCGAAUACGGGUAACGGUUACUGGCUUUGUGUGCAAUGGCUCUGGAGCAGAGACGAGAUUCAGGCUGAAGGUGUCAAAAGCGGUGAUCCCUCAUGCAUGGGUAGAUGGGAGCGGAGCUCUUGCCAAUCCGUGAAAGGGCAGGACUUCGUUCAUUCUGCUACCAUCGACGGUCCUGCCGACGUUCGUCCGCUCAACGAGCAUGUCCAUUUCCUCCCGGAUGUAGAUGUCUUCUACAUCAGGAGUGCUUUCCGCCUCAACUCGAAACAAAACAGCGUACUAGAAUUUACUGAAAAGGAGGUGAACUGUAAAUGUGCAGAUUGUGGGAUUGGAUACAACCCAGACGAUGCUCUCGUCCAUCCCCUGCGAUUCUGCGCAAACUGUAAGGUCUGGUGCCACUCUGAUUGCCGUGAGGGCGGCCGACUUGUGCAGUCAACCCGCUUCGCGAACAUUGCGCAUCAUGCGAAGGGCCUUCUUCUGGCUGGUCUUGGAGAAACAGCUCAUCCCGGACCUCAGUCUCAGAAAUCGGCCAUUAUCGCAAAUCGCGCUAGGCAACUCGAUCUUGCUAAGGUCCGGCAAUGCUUGCCCCGAGACCUCGCGAAGUCCCUUGUCGACAUAGCGCAGCAGCGUAUAGUACGUCCCUUACCCGGCAACAUCGCGGGCAAUAUCGCGUAUGUCCUUCGUGCGCGCGAAUGGAUCCGCGAAGCGCACACGUCAGGAGUCUUGUCACAGUCUCGGCGUAAGAUUCUCAAGCAGUGGUUCGAGGAGUUAACUGAAGCUAUCGAUCUUGAAGACAUACUGGCCCCAGAUACGCGCGAGGAAGCGCAAAACUCUGCACUGUACGUUUGCCAGAAGUGUGAUCACCCCAUUUGA
Messenger RNA from Peniophora sp. CBMAI 1063, 1143 nucleotides. NCBI's taxonomy places the organism in Eukaryota, Fungi, Basidiomycota, Agaricomycetes, Russulales, Peniophoraceae. The record is from the annotation of a GenBank genome assembly.